CAAGGAACGCUUUCAUUGGCAAAGCCACAAUGUCAAACAGAGCGGGGUGGAUGACAUGGUCUUGCUCUCCAAAAUUCAUGAAGAUGCCAUCGUGGAAAAUCUGAAGAAACGUUACAUGGAUGAUUAUAUUUUCACCUAUAUUGGACCAGUCCUUAUAUCUGUCAACCCCUUUAAGCAGAUGCCCUACUUCACAGAUCGAGAAAUUGAACUCUAUCAAGGAGCGGCUCAGUAUGAGAAUCCACCUCACAUCUAUGCUCUCACAGACAACAUGUACCGCAAUAUGCUCAUUGAUGGAGAGAACCAAUGUGUCAUCAUCAGUGCUAGCUUUUCCUGCCUAUCUUUUGGGAAUCGACAAGGACCGCCUAGAUGAGAAGCUCACCAGUCGAAAAAUGGACAGCAAAUGGGGUGGCCGGUCAGAGUCCAUUAACGUAACCCUCAAUGUAGAACAAGCAUCUUAUACGCGCGAUGCCUUAGCCAAAGGCCUAUAUUCCCGGGUCUUCGACUUCCUUGUUGAGAGAAACGGCUUUGAACAAUUCUGCAUUAACUUUGUGAAUGAAAAACUUCAACAGAUCUUCAUUGAAUUGACACUCAAAGCAGAGCAGGAAGAGUAUGUGCAGGAAGGCAUCAAAUGGACUCCAAUUGAAUAUUUCAACAACAAAGUUGUGUGUGAUCUCAUUGAAAACAAAGUG
Thamnophis sirtalis is the source of this 689-nucleotide messenger RNA. NCBI's taxonomy places the organism in Eukaryota, Metazoa, Chordata, Lepidosauria, Squamata, Natricidae. The record is from RefSeq and is a predicted model, not a curated record.